This is a messenger RNA of Propithecus coquereli (Coquerel's sifaka), 2076 nucleotides long. It is a transcript of the gene GIPR, whose product is annotated as gastric inhibitory polypeptide receptor. Gene Ontology annotation, cellular component: plasma membrane. The record is from RefSeq and is a predicted model, not a curated record. The coding region runs from base 93 to 1502 and encodes 469 amino acids. Lineage: Eukaryota; Metazoa; Chordata; Mammalia; Primates; Indriidae. Gene Ontology annotation, biological process: adenylate cyclase-modulating G protein-coupled receptor signaling pathway; cell surface receptor signaling pathway. The transcript has 14 exons. Gene Ontology annotation, molecular function: peptide hormone binding; gastric inhibitory peptide receptor activity; G protein-coupled peptide receptor activity.
GGAGGCAGGGGCAGCAGGAGCGAGUGAUCACGAGCAGGACUGGGGACAGGCCCUGCCGCCCCUGCGGGACCAGAGCCUUCGCAGCCCCCACGAUGCCGAGCUCUCCGGCCCUGCGGCUGCUGCCGCCGCCGCUCCUGUCGCUGCUGCUGCCGCUGCUGCUCCGGAGGGCGGAGGCAGGCUCUGAGGGGCGCACGGCCGGGGAGCUGUACCAGCGCUGGGAGCGGUACCGCAGGGAGUGCCGGGAGACCUUAGAGGCCGCGGAGCCGCCCUCAGGCCUCGCCUGUAACGGGUCCUUCGAUAUGUACGUCUGCUGGGACUCUGCUGCACCCAACGCCACUGCCCGUGCGUCCUGCCCCUGGUACCUGCCCUGGCACCGCCACGUGGCUGCAGGCUUCGUCCUCCGCCAGUGUGGCAGUGAUGGCCAGUGGGGACCUUGGAGAGACCAUACCCAGUGUGAGAACCCAGAGAAGAAUGGGUCCUUUCAGGACCAAAAGCUGAUCUUGGAGCGGCUACAGGUCGUGUAUACCGUCGGCUACUCCCUGUCCCUUGCCACGCUGCUGCUAGCCCUGCUCAUCUUGAGUUUCUUCAGGCGGCUGCGCUGCACUCGGAACUACAUCCACAUCAACCUGUUCACGUCUUUCAUGCUGCGGGCGGCAGCCAUCCUCACCCGAGACCGUCUGCUACCUCCACCUGGCCCCUACCCUGGGGACCAGGCCCCUACCCCGUGGAACCAGGCGCUAGCCGCCUGCCGCACAGCCCAGGUCGUGACCCAGUACUGCGUGGGUGCCAACUACACGUGGCUGCUGGUGGAGGGUGUCUACCUGCACAGCCUCCUGGUGCUCGUGGGAAGCUCCGAGGAGGGCUACUUACGCUGCUACCUGCUCCUUGGCUGGGGGGCCCCCACGCUUUUCGUCAUCCCCUGGGUGAUCGUCAGGUACCUGCACGAGAACACGCAGUGCUGGGAGCGAAACGAAGUCAAGGCCAUUUGGUGGAUCAUACGCACCCCCAUUCUCAUGACCAUCUUGAUUAAUUUCUUCAUCUUUAUCCGCAUUCUUGGCAUCCUUCUGUCGAAGCUGAGGACACAACAGAUGCGCUGCCCGGACUACCGGCUGAGGUUGGCUCGCUCAACGCUGACGCUGGUGCCCCUGCUGGGUGUCCACGAGGUGGUGUUUGCUCCGUUGACAGAGGAACAGGCUCGGGGCGCCCUGCGCUUUGCCAAGAUCGGCUUUGAGAUCUUCCUAAGUUCCUUCCAGGGCUUCCUGGUCAGCGUCCUCUACUGCUUCAUCAACAAGGAGGUGCAGUCGGAGAUCCGCCGUGCCUGGCACCACUGCCGCCUGCGCCACAGCCUUGGCGAGAAGCAGCGCCAGCUCCCAAAGCGUGCCUCCCGGGCCCUUCCCUCGGGCUCCGGCCCAGGCGAGGUCCCCACUGGCCGCGCCUUGUCCUCAGGGAUCCUCCCAGGGCGUGGGGAUGAGGCCAGCCGGGUGUUGGAAAAUUACUGCUAGAAAGCGGGAUUCCUGUGUCCGUUCAGUUAGCAUGUAUUUAGUGAGUGCCUACUGUGUGCCAGGCCCAGUGUGGGGGACGCUGGGGAAACGGGGGAGAAGGAAACAGGAAAACAAGGUUCCUGUCCGCCUGGAGAUCACAAUGGAGUGGGGGAAACAGAUGAACACAAACAUCAAGUUACACAUACGCUGUAGAACAGCUUAUGAAGGGAAAUUGGAAGAGGGGCUAGGGUGGUCUUGGAGGCCAUCUCUGAGGAGGUGACAUUUAAACCAUGCCUGAAAGAGGUGAAGGAGACAACUUUGGUAAGAAUUGGAGGAUAAGAUUCUAGGCAGAAGAAAUAGCAUAUGCAAAGGCCCUGGGGCAGGAAGGAGCUUGGCCUUGGCUGGACUGGAAUAAGUCAAAGCCAAUAGAGAGAGAGAGAGAAGUAGGCAGAGGCACAAGAGUUGGGAUUUAAUUCCAGAUGCACUGAAGAUUCUUAGCAGGAGCGUCUCAGGCUAAUGUUUUAAACAGAUGCACCUGCUGUCCCGUAAAGCUGUGGUCCCCAACCCCUGCUCCCAGCUACCCCCCCAGCAGGUG